Messenger RNA from Microcebus murinus (gray mouse lemur), 1791 nucleotides. RefSeq lists its product as uncharacterized. The record is from RefSeq and is a predicted model, not a curated record. Lineage: Eukaryota; Metazoa; Chordata; Mammalia; Primates; Cheirogaleidae.
GCCUGGGUCGCCUCUGCGGACCUUGCGGCGGCGACAGCGGGAGCCCAUGGAGCUUUCAGGCGCGCCGGUGAUUACGAGCAGGAGGCGGCAGGGCCUGGGCCGUUGCAGGCAUUUCUUCUGGCUCGGCGUCAUCUUCGACGCGGUGGGCGUGGCGGUGCUGUUCACCGGCAUCUUCUGCAACCUGUUCUUCUUCGACACGCUGGUCUACCUGGGUUCCAUCAUCAUCUUCUUCAGCCUGCUCUGGUGGAUCUCCUGGUACGCCGGCAACAUCGAGCUGCCCGAGGACACCUCGAAGGAGAUCGAGUACUUGCCGUCCGGCGCCUUGUUGAAAGCCCUGCGCCAGAGCAUCAGCCACCGCUUGUCUCUGUCCCUCACCGGCGUCUCCGACACCUUUCAGCGGAUGCAGCGGCGCCGGCAACGCUCUCGAAGGAUGCCCUCCCUGAAAAUGACCGUCGCGGGCCUGGCAGAAAAACAGGAGGAAACGGAGAACAAGGACAUAGACGGAGGGGGAAGUGCCCAGGAGAGCGGUGCCCCUCAAGACUUUUGCAAAGAGGAUCUGGAUCCCAAGCCUGAAGGUGACAAAAGUUCAGAGGCAGUUGGCUCCGCAGGCCCGCCGUGUUUUGGUCAGCAGCCUAUGUUCCCAUCAGACCAGCCUCUGCCGCCCGAUGUCCAGGCCUCUGUUGGCCCGCCUGUGGUGCCCUCGGUCUCCGUUGGUCAGCCUCCAGGCAUUUCUGGGAGCCAGCUCCAGAUCCUUCCUCAGGCUUCUCAAACUGAGGCUCGGCCUGGUCAGGCUGUAGACUCACGGGUCUCUCCGCCUGGUCAGAACUCGGAGGCCCUCCAGAGCACCUCUGUAGUCCAGGAGAUUUCUGUAAGGCAGUCAUCACAUGUCCUGGAGGUUCCUGAGAAUCCAGUUACUCCACCACUACCUAGCCAGACACUAUCUCAGGAGCUCCCUGACACUGCAUCACCUGUCACUGAGGCCACAGCUCCAGCCACUCAGGCCCAGCAGUCCGUCCCCACUGAGAGUGCUCCAGCCCCAGGGGCAGUGAAGAAAAGUGGCCCCCUCUAGUAGGAACCAGACCCCAGCCAUUUGAGUGGCUGCUCAGGCCUCUGCCAAAGCUCACCAAUGUUUCUACAGAUUUAACUGCCAACUUUCUAAAAGCACUCUUACCUUCAUCUUGUUUUGGAAACCUCCAUCCAGAGUCCUGACCUGUCUCAGACCAGCAGACUUACUAGACUGCUUCUGCCAAGUAUACCUGUUUCGGUAUUAGGGAUAGUUUUCUAGGUUCAGAUAAGAAAGUUAUUUAUUGCCAGAAUUUUAAGCCAUAAAAAACUGAGCCAUUCCAGAUCAACCUUGUUUUAAAAUAAGUUGGUUUUUAAAAUAGGCUUCUGUUGUGAAGGCAGUCCAGCAUUCCAAAUGGAAAAUAAUGUCUCACAUACUCUGGAUGAACAUGUAUAUAAGUAAAAUUCCCACAGAAAUGGAUAUUGAAAAACACAACUCUUUUUAUCUCUUUUUUCUUUUCUUUUUUUUUUUUAAUUCCUGACAGCUUUGUCAAGUCCAAACAACUCUUUUUAUUUAAGGAUAUUUUGUGACCUCUUUAUGAAAUAGCUAUCAGAAGAUAUUAACAUAAUGCAUUAUGAUAUGCUACAACUUAUAUGUACAUGCUCACAACUUCUGAGUUUUUCAUUUUCCCAAGGAUUUAAAAUCUGAUUUGAUUGUACAUUUUAAUGAUAAUCCAAUAAAAUUCAUUUAGGCCUUCUUCCUCUUAUGUUCUUUCUUUUUUUUUUUUU